GGCACAGCGAACGAGGGGGCUGGGGAGAGAGCGAGAGCGUCACUUUGGCAACUUGGGAACACACCAUCUCUCGUGUUUAGCGGGCAACCUGCAUUUCUCCACAGAAGAGAAACAUCUUUGAAAUAGCGACUAUCCCCAAAAAAAGAAAUCAAACAACAUUCACUGUGGGCUACGAAAAGGGAAAAAAGAAGACACGCGCUCACACAGUGUGGUUCAUACGAAUGGAAAUAAUCCAAUCCUCGGAGAAUUCAGGAACUCUAAAUAACGACUAAAAAGACAAAACGGGGAGAGUGAAAACAGACCCAAAGCAAGGCACGAUCUCAUUCUUGCGUGUUGGGUCUUUCCGAUAUUUGAUAAAGUGCAGAAUAAACUGUAAACAUAGUCUACGUUCUCCUAUCUACGACAUAUUUGUCGUAAGAAAUAAGCCUCCUGAUCGGGACAUCCUUACAUUGCCGUAUUCAUUCAGUUCCUCGUGACAUAGAAGGACAUGUCAGGAGAAGAUCAGAGUUUAUCAGAAGUGGAGAUGAGUCCUGGCGCCUCCGACGAUGCUCUCUCGCUGUCGCCUGGUCACUGCUCAGGAGCAGUGGGCGGGAGCGACUCACCUUUAGCCGCGCCGCAGCAUCAGAUUCCAGGUGUGGGCAGCGAGACAGAUGGAACCACGGUUAAAUCGGACGAAGAAGACGAUCGUUUUACGGUUGGCAUUCGUGAGGCGGUUAGCCAAGUGCUGAAUGGCUACGACUGGACUCUGGUGCCCAUGCCCGUGCGCGUCAACUCGGGAAGCAAGACCAAGCCUCACGUUAAGAGGCCCAUGAAUGCAUUCAUGGUGUGGGCGCAGGCUGCGCGCAGGAAACUGGCCGACCAGUACCCUCAACUGCACAACGCGGAACUCAGCAAAACUUUGGGCAAACUGUGGAGACUCCUGAAUGAGAGUGACAAGAAGCCGUUCAUCGAAGAAGCAGAGCGACUGCGCAAGCAGCACAAGAAGGACUACCCCGAGUACAAGUACCAGCCGCGCCGCCGCAAGAACGGGAAGCUGCCCUCCGGCGCAGAGGCUGACGCGCACUCUGAAGGUGAGGCCAGCCAAUCACAAUACAAGAGCCUUCACCUGGAGCACGCCCACUCCGGGAGAGCGGGGUCUCCAUUGGCCGAUGGGCAUCAGCCUCAUUCAGCAGGUCAAAGCCACAGUCCCCCAACACCCCCCACCACCCCGAAGACAGAGCUGCACUGUGGGAAGUCGGGGGAGGGGAAGCGGGAGGGUAGCGGAGGGGUCCGGGGAGGGCUGGGCCCUGCAGGAGAGGGUGGCUCUGGUUCGGUCGCAGGGAAGCCACACAUCGACUUCGGCAACAUGGACAUCGGCGAGAUCAGCCACGAGGUGAUAGCCAACAUGGAGCCCUUCGACGUGAACGAGUUUGACCAGUACCUGCCUCCCAACGGGCACCCGGGCAUGGGGCAGGGCGGGGCCGGCGUGGGGGCUACCGGGGCGGGGUCCUCUGCCACGCCUUACGCCUACGCCCUGGCGGCAGCCAGUGGACACUCCGCAGCCUGGCUCUCCAAACAGCACCAGCAGCAGCAGCACUCCGCCCUCAGCCCAGACUCCUCCAAGGCCCAAAUCAAGAGCGAGUCUGCGUCGGGGGGCCACUUCACCGAGGCUGCCUCAGGGGGCUCCCACGUCACCUACACCCCGCUGGGCCUCCCACACUACAGCUCGGCCUUCCCCACACUGGCCUCCAGAGCCCAGUUUGAGUAUGGAGACCACCAGCCCUCCAGCUCCUACUACGCCCACUCAGGCUCUCCCUCAGGCCUCUACUCUGCCUUCUCCUACAUGGGCCCGUCCCAGAGGCCCCUCUACACCACCAUCACCGACCCGGGCAGCAUGCCCCAGUCACACAGUCCACCGCACUGGGAGCAGCCCGUCUACACCACCCUCUCCCGACCAUGAGCGGCAGAAGGGCAGGGCAACAGUUUCAAGACCCAGAGGGGAAUGCUGUCGUGGGAUACAUGUGGAAGGACUGUUUCCAGUCAGUUCUUAACUCAGCUCAGAGGGACAC
This is a messenger RNA of Conger conger (European conger), 2048 nucleotides long. Its product is annotated as transcription factor Sox-10-like. The coding region runs from base 488 to 1939 and encodes 483 amino acids. Lineage: Eukaryota; Metazoa; Chordata; Actinopteri; Anguilliformes; Congridae. Gene Ontology annotation, cellular component: nucleus. The record is from RefSeq and is a predicted model, not a curated record. Gene Ontology annotation, biological process: morphogenesis of an epithelium; peripheral nervous system development; negative regulation of transcription by RNA polymerase II. The transcript has 4 exons. Gene Ontology annotation, molecular function: RNA polymerase II cis-regulatory region sequence-specific DNA binding; DNA-binding transcription factor activity, RNA polymerase II-specific.